AUGGCAGACUCGAUUUGGAACGAUUUAUGCAAACAGCCCACGCUCAAAGCCUCGUCUCAACAAUAUGCAAAACUUGUUCACGAUUCAACAAUACAACUCCAUCAAUCCCUUGAGUCCAUCUCGUCAGCUUUGAAUCUACGUGCCAUUGGGUUGACAAAGUGCGCCAACUUUGAAUCUGCUCUUCACGAUGCCAAGGCUUUGCAGUACCUUUCGCCUUCUUCACCACUUGGAUACAUACGCGAAGCCAACAUUUACAGUGAACAAGGAAAACAGCUUGAAGCCAUUCGUGUAUGCAACCAUGGCAUGAGUCUUGUUGACACCAUGGAUACGCACUAUGAUACACUGCAACGAGCCAAAAUGGAUGCUGAGCAACGCCAAAACACACGCAUCGACUUUAUCAGCCAACUAUCUCUUGACAUUUUUGCGACUAAGGAUGAUGACGACACCAUUCAUCCACAAAUCGCCACGUUUUCACGCCAUAUCAAGAGAUUCGACGUUGGGUGGUAUUCCAAAGGCACAUGGCUUGGCGAUUUACUACGCAACAAUGACCUUUGCUCUUUACAGGAGUUAUACAUUGGAGACGUCUCGGCUAAUUGCUUGCCUUACUGUGUUUCGUCAUUAAAGUCAAUCAGCAGCACUUUGACACAUCUUCAAAUUCAAGUCGAGAAUGGGAUGAUGGUACCGAUGGAAGAGGUUCUUGUCAACUGCCCCAAUCUGGUUUCACUGGAAAUAGCCCAACCCUGUGCUACAGAUAUCGCCUCCCUUCCAAUGACGACAUGGCCCAAAAUAACGACAUUGACAAUCUCGUGGACGUUAGACGACAUGUUCAAUGGUGGGAUGAUUGCUUGCGAAGAGAUCAGAGCGAUUGGCAAGCGUUUUCCAUCCCUCAAGAAGCUACAAUUUCGCCCAUGCGAAGAUAUGGAAUGCACGCGCGUUGUCUUGGAAUAUUAUCCCUGGAUGAACAACCUUGAUUUUGACGAGUGCGAGUGUGGUGAUGGUAUCGAUAUUACUUUCUAUGGUGAUGGACCCGGAAGUAAAGAGGUUGGGAUUACGAGAUUCGACAUGAAUCCUGAUCAAUUCACUCCUUGGGAAUCCGUUAUGUAUAUACUACAGCACCAUCAAAAAACGCUCGAAUACAUCAACUUCGAUGUGGAAGAUGACGGCGAACCUGUCGAGAUCUACAACAUUGAGUAUGCUCGAUUGAAAAAACUUUGUCUUCAAAGCUGUGGAUGGUGGAUACCACACAACGCACCCAUGCUUGAGGAAUUGGAGAUAUCAUGCUUCGUACUUGCUGCAGAAUGUACCGUGCGUGAUACAACGCCAUUGCCACCAAAUUUAAACAAGCUAAAACUCGACCUUUGUACUUCAUUUCCACUUCGCCCCAUCGACAAAACGCCUUUCGCAAGAUACCUCCAUCGCUAUUCCCAGCAUCCACGGUUGAAAGAACUCGAUGUGUCGCUCAGCCCCUCGGAUUUCGACAGUUUGUUAGAUCCAAUCCUUCACCUUGGCCAACUUGAACGCUUGAGGAUAUUUGUUUUUGGUCAUUGGGAUGUCACUAGAAUGCAACACUUCUUUGAGGAGCUUACCAAGGGAUGUCCCAAGAUAUCCAGCCUUAUGAUCAACUGCAAAAACGCCCCGUCAAUAUACGCAAUGAGUGUUUUGAAGCGACUUGAACAUUUGGAGGAGAUUGGGUUCGACAUAUGGGACAAUGAUGGCAACGAAGGUUUUUGGCAUACAAUUGAAUCAUUUUCACAACUCAAAUGUGUUCAUAUCUACCCUGCAAGUGUAACCAAUAUGUCCCGCAUUCGGCGCCUCCAUGAACAACGACCUGAUUUGAAGUUUGUUGUCAAUAGACGCAUGGCCUACUUUUGA
Lichtheimia ornata is the source of this 1872-nucleotide messenger RNA. RefSeq lists its product as uncharacterized. The record is from RefSeq and is a predicted model, not a curated record. NCBI's taxonomy places the organism in Eukaryota, Fungi, Mucoromycota, Mucoromycetes, Mucorales, Lichtheimiaceae. The coding region runs from base 1 to 1872 and encodes 623 amino acids. Gene Ontology annotation, molecular function: protein binding. The transcript is spliced from 3 exons.